AAACCAACUAUAUUCUCACAAAACAUUAUUAUUAGUCGUCCUAAUUUUAAAAUCAAAUCAUCAUCAACAUAUUGCAAGAGCAAAUCAUUCAUAAUGGCGCCAAUUAUUUGCAUAGUUUUUAAUUCAAUUUUUUUUGUUGGUUAAAUUGAUUGCUUACCACCAUUCUUGGUCUCCAUAACAUCGUUAGAUGCGGCCACCAUCUACAUUGUUUAUAUAACUAUCGGUUAAGUACCCGCGAAAGAAAAACCUAAUCGUAUAUUCUAUAUUCUAUAUAAUAUAAGACAUAAAAAUAUUCUCAUUUUAUACAAUGUUUGUAUGUUUUUUGAGUUCGUUUUUUUUUUUUUUUUGGUUUCUAUGCAUUCACGAUCAAUGACGUUCAUAACAAUUUAAAGCAACUAACUUGAACCCAAAUGGAAAAUUCAUGUUUCGAUUUGUAUAUGAAUGAAUUGUCGUUUUUUUUCUCUUCAUGCUCAAUUUCAAAAUGAUGCUCUGGAUGGCUCCAAUUUUUUUUUCUUAUAUUGAGUUUUCAACGGGUAACAUUCACAAUGGAUGAACGUAUUACUAGCUAUGGAGCCUAAUUCUCAAAUCUUCUCGACAAACAUUAACUCUAUUCGAUCAUUAUUCUGUGAGAGCUAAUCUCCAAAAAAAAACUGUCUAAACAAACAUUCGAAUGUUUGUAAUGAAAAUUUUAUAGAAAAAGUUAUAUUUAUCACACCACAAUGAUUGAAAUUACUUGUCUUGAAUUUUUAUGAUAAGUAUUAUUAUAAUCAACCAACAACUUGCCAACGUAAUAAAGCCUGUGACAGCAUUAGCCCUACUUCAACGAUGGAACAUAAUAAUAAUACUGUCGAAGUUCAUGUCAACGCUGCGGAUAUCGGUUUGAAUUAUCAGAUGGAUGCUAAUAAUGAUCAUCCUAGAUCAUCUUUACCUUCAUAUCUUCAAAAUUCUAUUGAUCAAACAAAUAUCAAGACCGUUACAAUUGAUGAAGCCAUUACACGAAUGGUAUCAGAUCCACCGAUAGAAUUUUUAUGUAGUAAUAUUCGUAAAUAUUCGGGUGAUAUCACUUCAAUUGGUACAGAUAAUUGUAAUGGUGAAAAUAAUGACAAUCAAGAGAAUGAUAUUUUGCCAGCAUUGAUCAAGAGUCGUGAACCAUAUCUUUAUGCAAAGCCACGAUAUCGUUUUCAAACAUCACACGAUAAUCAUCAUUUAUCCGUUCCAUCAAUGGCUAGCACAUCGUUAACACGACGAUCUCAUUCCAUUCAUGUGAUUGAAUCUAGCAAUAAUUCUAUGGCAUUACAUCCAGUAAAAACAAUAAUCAAAACUACUAAUAAUGGUCUUAUUCCUACUAAUAAUACACAUUCAUCGAACACUAAUCGUCGAUCUACUAUUCAUCGUUUCACAGAAACUAGUGAUGAUUUAUACGUUCCUAAAGAAUCAUGGUUAACUAGUAUUUAUAUAAAAUUACCUAAAUCUAAAUCAUUCUGCCGUUUUCAGCUCAAAUUACUAAAUCUUCCAUUAUUUGCAUCAACAGUUCGAUAUCUGGAAGAAACGGCUACUGGUGAAAAUAAAGAAAUGCUACAAAGUAAUUCAUUCCUUUAUGCUGUGUUCAAUCAAUUCGUUCCACAUAAUAGAAUCAUGGUCAAUACAUUGAGUAAACAUGUUCGACGUAUACGGAAAUAUGAAAUACUAGCCGUUAUUGAAUUCAAUUUUUUGCGUACAUCAUCAAAUAUCAGUGGUAAACGAAAUUCAUUCACAAUUCGCCAUGCAAAUAAACGGGAAAAUUUUGGCAAAAAUAUUAAUCAAAAAUUCGUUCCUUAUGAUUUUAAUCGAGUGAUACUUGAACUAAAUCCAAAUGGUAAUAAAUGUUCUGAAUCGGACUACAUUAAUGCAUCGCAUAUUGAUAGUUUACUCAAACCAAAUGCCUAUAUUGUUGCUCAAGGCCCAAAUGAAAAGACAAUGGGCCAUUUCUGGCGUAUGAUAUGGCAGCAAAAUAUUCAAGUUAUUGUCAUGUUGACCAAAGUAUACGAAUUCAUAAGAGUUAUGUGCAUACAAUAUUGGCCAAGUAAAUUGAAUCAACCGGAAUUGUUUGAUGACCGUUUUGAAGUUACAUUGGUUGAAGAAGAUCAACUUGCCGAUUAUAUUUGUCGUACUAUGAAAAUACGUGAUUUAAAUGCCGAUGAAUCGAAUGAAAAUUUUCAAACUAUUUAUCAAUUGCAUUUUCAAAGCUGGAAUGUCACCGCUUGUCCGUAUUCAGAUUCAAUACUUAAAUUUCGACGACGAGUUAAACUUUAUCAGAAUCAGGCCGUCAAUUCUGGACCUUUGCUCGUUCAUUGCAGCAAUGGAUGUGGAAGAAGUGGCACUUAUGUUUGUUUGGAUGCAAAUCUGGAUCUUGUCGAUGAUGAAGGUGUGGUCGAUAUAUUCAAUUAUGCUAAAAAUCUUCGUAAUUCAAGGACGAAUAUGAUUGAAAAUCUCGAACAAUAUCGAUUCAUUUAUGAAACAAUCGAAGAAUGGUACAUUUGCGGUAAAACAUGGUUCAAUGUUAGUGAGAUUAGUCAACAAAUGAAACAUAAAUCGAUUAAGAAUAAAGCCACCAAACGGAAUGAAUAUCAAGCCGAAUUCGAGAAAUUAAUGUGCAUGACUUCCAAAUUUACUAUUGGAGAUUGUGCCGGUGGACAUCGGUUAGAAAAUCGCGAUAAAAAUCGUGAUGUUUCAAUCGUACCUCGUAAGUGCGGGUAUCUGGUCAAUCAUCACCAAUCAAUAAAUUUUCUCAUUCUAGCUGACAAUUUUCGUCCAUAUUUGACAUCGGUUCAAUCGAAUGAUCAAUCUGACUAUAUUAAUGCUGUUUUUGUUGAUGGUUAUUCAAGACCUCGUGAAUAUAUUGUGACCGAAUGGCCACUGAAAAAAACAAUGGAAAAUCUUUGGUCAUUGAUUUAUGAUCAUGAUUGUAAUACUGUUGUAGUGUUAGGUGGUGUACCAAAGAAUGAUAAAUCAUUCCAGGAAUUUUGGCCCAGAGAUUCAAAAACCUGUAAAUAUGGUCCAAUAUUUACCGUCGAAACCAUAUCACACAAUAAUCCACCAAAGAUCAAUAGUUGGGUGUUUCGUAUAACGAAAAAAUUGACCUCUCUAACCGAAUUGAUGGCAGGAAUCAAAGCUGAACCAAAAGUCGUUCAAUUUUUUGAAUUUUUAGCCUGGCCAUAUGAUUAUAAAGUUCCCAUCUCUACAAACGCAUUGGUCGAAUUGAUUCACAUGGUUGAACGAUGGAGACAAAGAACUAGUUAUGGCCCCGUUUUGGUUAUUUCAGGGAAUGGAAAAUCAAGAGUGGGUGUUUAUAUUGCGGCCAAUUUUGCAAUCGAACAAGUAGUUGCACAUGAAGAGAUCGAUAUAUUCAAUGCUGUUAAAACUGUUCGACGACAUCGAUCAGCAUUGAUUGAAACGAUUAUGGAAUACAAAUAUUGUUACGAUUUAACGUUACAUUAUGUUAGCCACUAUAUGAAUACAGAUAAUCAAGUAUUCAAAACUGCAGCCAGCACUAAAAAUGCUCCAUCGUUGUGAAUUUUUGGAAAAUGGAAAAAAACUUAGAUUUGAUGAUGAUGAUGAACUUUGGUUCUCGAAGAAUGAAAGUUAUUCCAUUUUGAGGAUCGGGAUUUUACAAACUGAUGAUGAGUGCAAAAUUUUACAAUCAUUUGGACAGAAAUUGAAUGCGUUUUUUCCACCGAUGUUGUUUUUUCCAUACUUGUCAAGACAAUAGGAUUGGUGAUGAUGAUUGAAGAGACUCUUGAAGACAUCUUCAAAAAAUUAAACUCAUGACAAAUGUCAAAAAUUUUUUUCUUCUUUUCUACUAUACUUUGAAAUAAUAUCAAAAGUAGAUCUAUUGUCGAGAAUCGAUUAGAUUAUUUGUAAUCAACGAGUUUUACAGAAAGGAAAACCCAAUUGUCGAAAGAAAAUUGACAAGAAAUUCUAAAUUCAUUCGUAAAUGAAAAUAUAUAAAUGGCUUCAGAUAGACUUCAUUGUUUAUUGUGGAUUUUAACAAACAUCAGGACAAGAAAAAACUUUUACAAAAAUGAAAAUUGAAAAAUCUGGCCGUUAUUUGAUCGCACUGUUUCUCGUAUUUAUUCUUGUUACGAAUGAAUUUCGUGAAUGGAACACAAAUUCUGAAGAUGGAUACGCUGGCGGGUUAUUGGUAGACGCUUGUUCUCAUUGUCAUCGACGACAUUAUAGACCAUUCCAUCAUCAUCAUGGAUGGAGGCAUCAUGGAUAUCACCAUAGGCGACAUCAUUGGAGACCAUACUUUCGUCAUUGGAGACCCUGUCAUCGUGGAUAUUGUGGUUGAACUAUCUGUUCAAGAUCAAGAAAAAUUUUCAUGAAAUAAAUGUUUAAAUAAUGCAUGCAUUUAUAACAAUUAUCUUUCCGUAUAUUCCAAAUAAAUUGCAAUUUAUAAAAA
Messenger RNA from Dermatophagoides farinae (American house dust mite), 4441 nucleotides. RefSeq names its product receptor-type tyrosine-protein phosphatase epsilon. The record is from RefSeq and is a predicted model, not a curated record. NCBI's taxonomy places the organism in Eukaryota, Metazoa, Arthropoda, Arachnida, Sarcoptiformes, Pyroglyphidae. Gene Ontology annotation, biological process: protein dephosphorylation. Gene Ontology annotation, molecular function: protein tyrosine phosphatase activity.